Molecule: messenger RNA, 3378 nt
Organism: Chaetura pelagica (chimney swift)
Lineage: Eukaryota; Metazoa; Chordata; Aves; Apodiformes; Apodidae
Gene: ANKRD44
Product: ankyrin repeat domain 44
Exons: 27
Coding region: 46-2997 (983 amino acids)
Molecular function (GO): protein binding
Source: RefSeq, a predicted model, not a curated record
CCACUGGUCCAAGCGAUUUUCAGCGGUGACCCAGAAGAGAUACGGAUGUUGAUCUACAAAACUGAGGAUGUCAACGCCUUGGACGCUGAGAAACGAACUCCUCUUCACGUUGCAUCAUUCCUGGGGGAUGCAGACAUCAUUGAGCUGCUCAUUUUGUCAGGCGCUCGUGUCAAUGCCAAGGACAAUAUGUGGCUGACUCCUCUCCAUAGAGCAGUUGCUUCAAGAAGUGACGAAGCAGUGCAGGUGUUGAUUAAGCACUCUGCUGAUGUCAACGCUCGGGACAAGAACUGGCAGACUCCGUUGCACGUGGCGGCCGCCAACAAGGCAGUGAAGUGCGCUGAGGUCAUCAUCCCCAUGCUGAGCAGCGUCAACGUGUCGGACCGGGGCGGGCGCACGGCGCUGCACCACGCCGCGCUCAACGGCCACAUCGAGAUGGUGAACUUGCUCUUGGCCAAAGGGGCGAACAUCAAUGCUUUUGACAAAAAAGACAGAAGAGCACUUCACUGGGCAGCAUACAUGGGACACCUGGAAGUUGUUGCCUUACUGAUUAAUCAUGGUGCAGAGGUGACCUGUAAAGACAAGAAGGGUUAUACCCCACUUCAUGCAGCUGCAUCCAAUGGGCAGAUUAACGUUGUGAAACACCUCCUUAACUUAGGGGUAGAGAUUGAUGACAUGAACAUCUAUGGAAAUACUGCACUUCACAUUGCCUGUUACAAUGGGCAGGAUUCUGUCGUUAAUGAGCUGAUUGACUACGGUGCUAAUGUAAAUCAGCCUAAUAAUAAUGGAUUCACUCCUUUGCAUUUUGCUGCUGCCUCCACUCAUGGAGCACUGUGUCUUGAACUACUAGUGAAUAAUGGGGCAGAUGUUAACAUUCAGAGUAAGGAUGGGAAGAGCCCACUGCACAUGACAGCUGUCCAUGGGAGGUUCACGCGGUCGCAAACCCUCAUUCAGAACGGAGGGGAAAUCGACUGUGUUGAUAAGGAUGGUAACACCCCUCUGCACGUGGCUGCAAGAUACGGGCAUGAGCUUUUGAUUAACACCCUCAUAACCAGCGGAGCUGAUACUGCCAAGUGUGGGAUCCACAACAUGUUCCCUUUACACUUAGCAGCGCUGAAUGCUCACUCAGACUGCUGCAGGAAAUUGCUGUCAUCAGGACAAAAGUAUAGCAUAGUGUCCUUGUUUAGUAAUGAGCACGUGCUGUCUGCAGGCUUUGAAAUAGACACCCCUGAUAGUUUCGGAAGAACGUGCCUCCACGCUGCCGCUGCAGGAGGUAAUGUUGAAUGUAUAAAACUCUUGCAAAGCAGUGGAGCUGAUUUUAGUAAGAAGGACAAAUGUGGGAGGACACCUUUGCACUAUGCAGCUGCAAAUUGUCAUUUCCACUGUAUUGAGACACUGGUGACAACAGGAGCCAAUAUUAAUGAAACAGAUGACUGGGGACGCACCCCUUUGCAUUAUGCUGCUGCUUCUGACAUGGACCGAAAAAAGAAUAUUUUAGGUAACUCCCACGAAAAUGCUCAAGAACUUGAAAGAGCCAGUGAGAUGAAGGAAAAAGAAGCUGCAUUGUGUCUAGAGUUCCUUCUACAAAAUGAUGCCAAUCCAUCCAUCCAAGACAAAGAGGGGUACAACACUGUGCAUUUUGCUGCUGCAUAUGGGCACCGGCAGUGUUUGGAACUGCUUCUGGAAAAAACCAACAGUAUCUUUGAGGAAUCUGAUUCUGCAGCUACAAAAAGUCCUUUGCAUUUAGCUGCCUAUAAUGGUCAUCAUCAAGCCUUGGAGGUACUUCUCCAAUCUCUGGUAGAUCUGGACAUUAAGGACGAGAAGGGACGCACUGCUUUGGACCUGGCUGCGUUUAAGGGACAUGCAGAGUGUGUGGAAGCUCUCAUCAGCCAGGGUGCUUCUGUCACUGUAAAAGACAAUGUCACUAAAAGGACCCCCCUUCAUGCUUCAGUCAUUAAUGGCCAUACACCUUGUUUACGGUUGUUGCUAGAAGUUGCAGACAACCCUGAUGUGACAGAUGCCAAAGGACAAACCCCACUAAUGCUUGCAGUGGCAUAUGGGCACAUUGAUGCUGUUUCUUUAUUACUUGAAAAAGAAGCAUCUGUAGAUGCCGCUGAUCUCCUGGGAUGUACAGCUUUACACCGAGGGAUUAUGACCGGGCAUGAAGAGUGUGUUCAGAUGCUGUUAGAGAAGGAAAUCUCUAUCCUGUGCAAGGAUGCCCGUGGCAGGACACCCCUGCACUUCGCGGCGGCGCGGGGUCACGCCACUUGGCUGAGCGAGCUGCUGCAGGUGGCACUUUCGGAGGGAGACUGCAGUCUGAAGGAUAAUCAAGGUUACACACCACUGCACUGGGCUUGUUACAACGGUCAUGAAAACUGCAUAGAGGUACUAUUGGAACAAAAAUGUUUCCGCACAUUCUAUGGAAAUAGCUUCUCUCCAUUGCACUGUGCUGUAAUCAAUGAUCAUGAAAACUGUGCAUCCCUGCUCCUUGGAGCCAUCGAUGCCAGCAUUGUCAAUUGCAAAGAUGACAAAGGAAGGACACCCCUCCACGCUGCAGCCUUCGCGGAUCACGUGGAGUGUCUCCAGCUGCUCCUCGGCCACCGCGCGCACGUCAACGCUGCGGAUCAUGCAGGGAAAACCCCUCUCAUGAUGGCAGCUCAAAACGGACACGCAGCUGCCGUGGACUUUUUGGUGAACAUUGCCAAGGCUGACCUGACAUUAAAGGAUAAGGAGUUGAACACGUCUUUGCACUUGGCUAGCAGUAAAGGUCAUGAAAAAUGUGCCUUGCUAAUACUUGACAAGAUACAAGAACAGAGCCUUAUCAAUGCAAAAAAUAAUGCAUUGCAGACACCUCUCCACAUUGCUGCACGAAACGGCUUAAAGAUGGUAGUUGAAGAGUUGCUAGCCAAAGGGGCCUGUGUCCUAGCAGUAGAUGAAAAUGUUUCUAGGUCAAAUGGACCACGACCCUCCUCCACAACAGAUGUACAAAAGGAAGAAUGAGAUUUUGUAAACAAAAAGAAACAAAAAAGCCUAAACAAAAAGCUAUCAUGAACUAACCAGCUAUACCAAGAGGACCAAAAUUCUUCAGUAAUUAAAUGGAAGACUUUGCUACUUUUAUUUUUUUCUUCAAAUGUGAGUGACAUAAUGAAGUAGUCUUUUUCUAAACCAUAAAAAAAUAAACUUCUGAGGUAAUGAGUAGUCUUGAGUGAAUUUUACAUUUUAUGACACAGGUUUCAAGUUGAUGUUUGUAACUGAUGAUGUGUUGACCACAGGUUUGUUGUGUUUUUUUUCAGUCUAAAUAAUAUGUUCAUAUACUUUUAAUGUAAAUGUAUUUAUAUUUAUUUGAAAUGAAACAAAUGCCCAGGAAAAAUAACUAUGGCU